This is a messenger RNA of Ustilago hordei, 1800 nucleotides long. RefSeq lists its product as uncharacterized. The coding region runs from base 1 to 1800 and encodes 599 amino acids. The transcript has a single exon. Lineage: Eukaryota; Fungi; Basidiomycota; Ustilaginomycetes; Ustilaginales; Ustilaginaceae. The record is from RefSeq and is a predicted model, not a curated record.
AUGGUCACCGAGCACCGAGGUUCAGUAGCCUCCGUCAACUCCACUACCUCCGCCCCUACCACCCCUCACGCUCACAAACCCCACCAUCUCAAAUAUGGCGAUGUCAACGCAGCCGGUUACCUCCCCGACGAUUCCGAGGAGGAAGAAGACGACGAAGAUUCCAUCGAUCCCACCACCACCAACAACGAUCCAGCUCUAAUCACCGACGCAUCCAGCAUUGCCCCCUCCACCACAUCCAGCAAUGCCAAAGGUAGAGAUGCAAAGGGACGUCUUUGGAGAUCGAUGGAACGACAAGAUGCUCGUAACCGCGCCCUGCACUCUGAACGUCGCUAUCUAUUCCGCCGACCCAGAGCCCUGCAGUAUUUCAGAGGAAACGUAUUGGUUAGGAGUGAAGAAGAACGGUCUUCCCACCGUCUGGAGUUGUUCUUUGACUUGGUAUUCGUCGGUUUAAUCGCAACGCUUGCUGAAGAGGCUAUACACGAGCAUAACGGAGACGCAAUCGUGCGAUAUAUCCUUACCUACACUGCUGCAUGGAUGGUAUGGAACUACAUGCGAGAAAUCUUUAACGCUUUCUUCGUCGACGAUCUCCCCCAGCGCCUCCUUGUUCUCGGUGUAAUGGCCUGCUUGGUGGUGUACGGCAACAACGCCCCCGCAGCGGAAGAAAUGUGGGAAGAGAGCUUAGCUCGAGCCACCGCUAUCGGAAGCUAUCUCUUGGCAGGAAGUAUGAUGUUCGGCAUGCUGACGUUUUACUCCUUCUACAUCUGUCAAUAUCGGAUUCAAAUUAGGGCCCAAGCGAUCGUUUGGUCCCUAGUUGUGGGAUUGUGGAUUGGAAGUAUCUUUGUAGGAGUUAAGGCUUGUAUUGCGAUGGUUACGGUAGCGUUGGUGCUGGAGUAUGGUAGUUGGAUGUUCUUCUACUCUCCGCUGUUUAAGAGGAUGGCGAAUUUGAGGUAUAGUUCAGCGGUGGCGAUUGAACAUGAGAUUGACCGCUUCACCGAUUUCGUGACACUGGUUCACGGGGAAUUUUUGUUCUCGGUGUUGAGUGGUCAACCGGCUGGUCAUGGAGUGCAUUCUGGAGUGGCGAGGGUCAUUCUCACCGUCAUCGUAGCUUUCGUUUUGCACGGUAUUUACUGUUGUGGAGCGGGAAGUAAGAAGAUCACCCAUCCAAUCCGCCGUCCAAUGACCUAUGGUCUACCUUAUUUCGUCCUCCAUCUUCCCCUCGUCUCCGCCCUAACCCUCUGCGGGGAUGCCACAGCCGAACUCGUCAAACACGAUCAGGUACAUCAAGGUGUCCGAUGGAUCUACGCCGCUUCCUACUCCAUCGGUCUCAUUUCCACCGCUCUCCUCGUCAUGCUGGAAAGAGAACACGAUGCCCCGGGAGAACUCUUUUUCCCUAAACCCAUCCGAAUCGCACCCAGGUUCAUCGCUGCGGUCGUUGUUCUGCUGCUACCACUGGCGGACCAGCACUAUGUAAACUCGACGGUACUGCUCGGGGUGAGUGCUGGGUUGGGUGGUUUCGCUUGGGUUUGGCAGGAAAUUGGUAGUUUGGAUGGUCCGAAUGCUCCUUGGUACCACCCUUCCCAGCAGGAAGGGGAAGAGGAUGUGGUGGGACAGAGGAGGUGGAAAGGGUUCCCAACGUUGGUCGAGCCAGGUGCGUGGAUUUUGGAUUCGACGAAACAGAGAGGACGUACGAUGACGUUUGUUGAAGAUGCUCAACCUGCUAGAGGUGCGGCGGCGGUGGUAGAUGGGGAAGUGGUUGCGGUUGAACCGCUUGAAUCGCCUUCUAAGCUCGAUGACGAGUGA